Rhinichthys klamathensis goyatoka is the source of this 2289-nucleotide messenger RNA. RefSeq names its product establishment of sister chromatid cohesion N-acetyltransferase 2 (gene esco2). The record is from RefSeq and is a predicted model, not a curated record. NCBI's taxonomy places the organism in Eukaryota, Metazoa, Chordata, Actinopteri, Cypriniformes, Leuciscidae. The coding region runs from base 48 to 1901 and encodes 617 amino acids. Gene Ontology annotation, cellular component: nucleus; chromatin. Gene Ontology annotation, molecular function: protein-lysine-acetyltransferase activity. Gene Ontology annotation, biological process: mitotic sister chromatid cohesion. The transcript is spliced from 11 exons.
CACAAAUCAAAAAACAGAAGCGAUUUAUUUUACCUGGUGAUUUGAAGAUGUUAUCCCGAAAAAGAAAACAUGCCUCUCCUGAUGCUGAAAGUAACCCAUCUAAGAAACAAAUAAUAAGCCCGAGAAGGACAACUCGACAAAAAGAGAACAUUCCCAUCUCGCUGACAUCACCCCAAAAAAUUCUCAGUACACCUAAGAAGAUGCAGAGGACCUCUUCACUAGAAUCUCCUCCAAAACGGAUCUCGCCACGCAAAACAGUAUUAGGAGCAAAAUCUUUCUACAGCAAGCAGAAGCCCCUGUAUCUCACACCUCUUGAAAGGAAACUGUUGAAGGAAACCAAGUCAGCCCCUAGCAAAGAGCCAUCACACCCCCCUUCAACUGCUGAGAAUCCUGUUAAAAAAACAGUGAGGAGGGUUCAGAAGAAAAGCAGCGUCACUGGUCCACAGUCUAACCUGAAAGGUUACUUUACUGCUAAACCCAAAGGGAAAAGUCCCUCUGACACACAGACUGAUCAGUCGUCAAAGGUCACGUUUCCCCCCAUUUCAUUUAGCUCUAUGAAAUCCAAGGGUAAACCCAAGCUUGUUGUGGGAGCAGCUUUCUUCAGCACUGGAAAAAAGGCCAAUUCAUUGUACAAGAAGUCUGCACAGAACUCAAAGCCUAAACAGCUCUCAACUUACGAGAAACCCAACUCCCAGAAACCCGUGAAGAAGGAAGUGACGUCAGCACCAGGAGAGCGUUCCCCAGUCCGCCGUGCCGUCUUCUUAAAAAAACACCCGGAAGUGGACAACACAACCAAAGCUACCAAUGAUGAAGAUGCUGAGAGCAGCGAGUCAACACAAGUGCUGAUAAGUCCCGAGAAUAUGUCUCCUCAGGUCCUGGCUGAUUUGCAUGGUAUUACCAAAGAUUUAAAGGUGAUUUUGAGGAGAUCCGUCAGCCCAAACAAAUCCUUUGAAGCUGGUAGCCAGGACUCACCCGCAAAAACUGAUUCAGUGUUUGAUGUGAGUGACAUUCCAUCAGAACACAACAGCUCUCAUGACGAUGAUGAGUCAACUGUAUAUCCUAUCUUUGGCACUAAAAGAUCUCAUAAAAAAGGAAUUUUGUCACCACCACUGAACACCAGCACUCCUGCGCUGACUGGCACUCCUGCUUUUAAGGCCAAAGAGAGAAGUGCUUUGAGAAGAGAGAUGAAGAAGCAAACGGAUAACCAGCUCAUCAUUGAUGCUGGUCAAAAGCAGUUUGGCGCUACUUCAUGCGGGUCCUGUGGGAUGCUGUACAGUACAGAUAGUCCCGAGGACAACUUCCAGCACACGCAGUUCCAUCAGCGCUUCUUGGACACCAUUAAGUUUGUGGGUUGGAAAAAGGAGAGGGUUGUGGCAGAGUUCUGGGAUGGAAAGAUUAUUCUUGUUCUUCCUGAGGAUCCAAAGUAUGCCACAAAAAAGGCAGAGGACGUGAGACGGAUCGCAGACAGCGAGUUGGGCUUUCAGCAGAUCACACUCAGUAGCCCGAGCUCGGCUAAAACCUACCUGUUCAUUAACAGUGACAGGAUGGUUGUGGGAUGUCUGGUGGCUGAGAGUAUUAGACAGGCCUUUCGUGUGCUGGAGCAGCCAGAGAAACCCAAAGACAUGAACAAGGAGGAUUUCAUGGAGCGCCACAGAGCCUGGUGCUGCUCUACCGUGCCGGAAAAAGCCCUCUGUGGCGUCAGUCGCAUCUGGGUCUUCAGUCUGAUGAGGAGGAAGGGCAUCGCCACUCGCCUUCUGGACACUGUCAGGAAUUCUUUCAUGUACGGGAGCCAUCUGACCAAAGAAGAAAUCGCCUUUUCUGACCCAACACCAGAGGGGAAGCAGUUUGCUACAAAAUACUGCCAGACACCAACAUUUCUGGUGUACAACUUCAUCAGUUAAAGGAAAAACAACUACACUUGGUUUUAGGUUGACUGCAUUUGUUAAUGCUUUUGUAAGUUUUUUCAGAGUUUUUAAUAGAUUAAAAAAAAAAAAUUGUUAUACGUUCAAGUCUAGUUCAGCCUAAUAUGAUAAACUUCUCAUUUUACUGUGUUUUAGAGACUGAUGUUUUGUCUUUAAUGCUGAGUUCACGAAUUCAUAUUUAAGGCACGGUUUACUUCAGCACAAAUACUGGCUGAUUAUUGUAAGCUAGCAAGUCCUAAAGGUUCCUGUUUGGAAAAUUAGGCUGUCAUAUUUCCUAAAAGUUGGUUGUAAAAUGAGCAAAAAAACGUUCAGUUGAACUGCUCCUUGCUGUGUACAUAUUUUUUUUAAAUAAAUGGUCUUGUUCAUA